AUGGCCAACUCAGCACUGGAGAUAGUGGGUCUUUUAUUGACCGUGAUUGGGCUGAUUGGAGCAGCAGCGAGCACUGGGAUGCCAAUGUGGCGAGUCACAGCCUUCAUUGGGGAGAAUAUCAUUGUGUUUGAGACCCGUUACGAGGGUCUAUGGAUGAAUUGCUACAGGCAGGCUGACAUCAGGAUGCAGUGCAAGGUCUAUGACUCUCUCCUGGCCCUGUCCCCUGACCUACAGGCGGCACGAGGACUCAUGUGUGCUGCUGUGGCGCUGAGUGGCCUUGGCCUACUGAUCAGUUUGGUGGGGCUGCAGUGCACAUCUUGCAUUGACAAUAGCAAUGAUCGAUCUAAACGGAUGGUCCUCAUCAUUGCAGGAUGCAUGAUCCUAAUGUCUUGCAUCUGUGUCCUCAUCCCUGUGUCCUGGACUGGUCACGUCAUCAUCACAGACUUCUACAACCCCUUGCUGAUUGACGCACAGCGCAGAGAGCUUGGAGAGGCCCUCUACAUUGGCUGGGUGGCUGCUGCUUUCCUGUUUGCUGGGGGAUGCAUGUUUACUUGUUGUAAUAUUCAGUCCGAUGACAAAAGUUCACAACGGUAUGUGUACUCCAGGAACACUGACUACGUAGCCUAUCCUCCGCAGCCUCUGCAGCCUCAACAGCUGAUGUUUCUUCCCCAACCCCAGCCAGUGCUAUCGAGACAUCCAUCGACCAACUACAGCUACCAGUCCAGACACCCCUCUGUACGCAGUGGUGUGGCUUAUCUCUGAACACUUUAAUAGACUGAGGUAAUGACAGUCACAGGGUUUGCUUGGCUGUGCAAUCUAUGACACAUUUCAAAUGUCAAACGACGUAUUUCAGAUUACAGAAUAACACAUUUCAAUUAGUAAAUUUACUGUGAAUUCAUAUGUACUUAAUUCAUGUUGAUGUCUGCUUUAAAUCCUCCUUUUUUAAUAUACUAUUUGAAGAGUACUUAUGUUCUGAAACA
This is a messenger RNA of Scomber japonicus (chub mackerel), 980 nucleotides long. RefSeq names its product claudin-8-like. Gene Ontology annotation, biological process: cell adhesion; bicellular tight junction assembly. The transcript has a single exon. Gene Ontology annotation, cellular component: bicellular tight junction; plasma membrane. NCBI's taxonomy places the organism in Eukaryota, Metazoa, Chordata, Actinopteri, Scombriformes, Scombridae. The record is from RefSeq and is a predicted model, not a curated record. Bases 1 to 762 code for a protein of 253 amino acids. Gene Ontology annotation, molecular function: structural molecule activity.